This is a messenger RNA of Anopheles darlingi, 2668 nucleotides long. Its product is annotated as motile sperm domain-containing protein 2-like. The record is from RefSeq and is a predicted model, not a curated record. The transcript is spliced from 9 exons. NCBI's taxonomy places the organism in Eukaryota, Metazoa, Arthropoda, Insecta, Diptera, Culicidae. The coding region runs from base 702 to 2297 and encodes 531 amino acids.
GCGACUCAGUUCGUAGCUGAGCUCGGAACCAGGCGCUUCCGGCUGCAGUGGAUUGCUGCAGUUAGUGAGACAAACGCUUGUCCAAAACUCUGUUAGCUCGUGUGCCAAACUCGCGUUCUUCCAGCUGAGGCGGUUUGGCCAUCAGUCGUUGACACAUGAAUGCCAGAUUCCUAGCGAUCGUGCAGGAGUUCCAGAGACACCCGGCCAGCACCCCACUAGUGCUAAUUAGUCGAUCAACAGCAGCAGCAACCGCAGCGCAGCAGCCCUUUACCUCCCAUCCAACAUCAGUGUAAGCUAGUGUAUUGUGUAGUGUUUGUGUUUUGAGGAAAACCCCUCGAAGUUGUGCUCACAUUUCGUCGAUAUCGUAACUGAGAAACGCAUUAGUGAAAAGCAGAUAGUGGCUUUAGUCGAAUUCGAAACCACCCUUCCCUUCAGGCCCACAUGAAAUUACGGACAACGUGAUACGCGAUAAGCCGAAUCUCGUCCUUGGGCCCCUUGGAGGUCGGCUAAGUAAGUGAGUGCGUGGGUGCGUGCGUGUAUGAGUGGCCAGGCUGUGUUUGUGAUAAGAAAAAAUUAGUAACGUAUCCGAAUCGCAACAAAAAAGGAGAACGCAGUAGGCGUAUUAAGGAUAUUGUGUACAUUCCCGUAACGAGAAAAAGAGUUCCGGUAUACCUGCUGACCGAGCAUUACUCGGACGAAUCAUGGUGCUAGCCGAGCUACUGAACCCGUCGCCGGAACAGGUGGCCGAACUGCGACAACUGUUCAAGGAGAAGCUGGAGAAAGAUGCCGCCAAAGUGCCAGUCGGUGGAUUCCAUGAGCACGAUAUGAAGUGGGUCUUUGAGACUGACAUGUGGUUGAAAAAGUUUUUGGAAAACAACGACGCUGUUAUGAAGGACUCUUUGAAGCAGCUCUGGGAAACCAUAGAAUGGCGGAAAACAUCUGGCAUCAAUGACAUACGGGAGGAUAACAUCCGGAUGGAGUAUAUCAACGAUGGUCUUAUGUUUCCACGCGGUCGCGACGUAGAUGGAAAGACAGUGUUCAUCUUCAAAUCAAAGCUAUACGUUCGGGGGUCCCGUAAUUUGGACGAUCUAAAAAAGUGCUUCCUCUACUGGAUUGAACGAAUCAUUCGCGAAGCGAAUGACGACCUGGUGACGAUCGUGUUCGAUCUGACUGAUGCUGGACUGAGUAACGUAGAUAUGGAUUACACAAAGUACAUCAUCAACACCUUAAAGAAUUACUAUCCAUGUUCGGUAAACUACAUUCUCAUUUACGACCUACCAUGGAUACUGAAUGCUACAUUUCAAAUCAUCAAGAAACUGCUACCUGCCAAAGCCGUCGAUCGGUUAAGAAACAUUAACAGCAAGAACAUUAGCGAGUAUAUUGACGAGGAUAACAUGCUAAAGAGUUGGGGUGGCAAGGAUGAUUACGUGUUUAAGUUCAUCCCGGAAAGCCAGCACACAAAAUUAGAGCCUCUCGAACUCCAGCUGACGCAGUCCAGCAAUGGUGUUGCCAAUGGAUUCCUGUCCAAAAAGGUGCACUUUGCGAACCUCAGCCCCCCCGAAACGCCAAUGAACGAAUCGGCCAAUAGUUUCCCAGAGCAUAACGACGGCGAAAUGUUGCGAAUCAAUCCACCGAACAUCAUCAUUUUCGCGAAAUCUGGAAACGAUCUGGUAGGAACGGUGGAGAUUACCAAUGUAGACAGCAAGCCCGUGACGUACAAGGUGAAAACGACGGCUCCGGAAAAGUUCCGCGUGCGUCCAAGCACGGGAAUUCUGUUGCCGUCGGGAACUGUUACCAUCAACGUCGUGCUGCAGCAUGGCCAGCAGGUUAAUAUCAUCAAUCGAGAGAAGUUUUUGGUGAUGUGUAUGGGGCUUACUAGUGAUAUGUCGAGCAAUCCGCAGGAUUUAAUCGAACUAUGGAAGAACACCUCCACCAGGAGUGCCAACCUUGAGCAGCACCGGUUAAAGUGUGCGUUACCGGUUAAUUUCGAUGAGAGUGGCUUGGAGCCCAUGUUUGCCGGAGCGGGAGUCGGGAGCGGAACGGACAUGCUAGGAGCUGGUGCUGCUGCUGGCGGACCAAAUGGCACGGGAGCUGCAGGAAACAAUCAGAUUUAUUAUUCGCUCUCCGUGAUCAUGAGCCGAAUGGAUCAUUUGGCUCUGUUAGCCAAACGAAACCAGAAGCUGCAGUGGCUGACUUGUGCUCUGUUUCUGUUGCUCUCGCUGGCCAUUGUGUACAUAUUGAAGGUGGAAAUUAAGAAUAAUGCCUCUCAGUAUUGUACCAGCGCAGAGCUUAACUAGGGCUCGCUAAGAAUGAAUGCUAAGCAGCGCAUGGAGAGGCAUCGAUUCUAAAUGAUUGUCUUUUCGCUGCUAGAUGUCCGUGCAUGGUGUGCGGGUAAUUGGUGCCAGUUGUUUCAUUCCUGUAUUUUUUCCUUUUUCAUUUCUGUAUGUACUGGGUUCGCUCAAAAGAUAUUCUUUCGUUUGCGCUAAGCCAUGCUGUUACUGCCGUUUUUUCGUUUCGUGUUAUCGUCGUUGAUCCCUCUCUUGUAUUCUUGCUGAGCUAGGGUUAUUUUAGUGCGUAAAAUAAGUCGUAAGGUUCGGUCAUUAUUCACCCCUUCCCACUGAAGGUAGCUGUUUCUGUUGGCAGAGAAAUAAACUUUACAAGAAAACUA